Molecule: messenger RNA, 2434 nt
Organism: Vombatus ursinus (common wombat)
Lineage: Eukaryota; Metazoa; Chordata; Mammalia; Diprotodontia; Vombatidae
Product: solute carrier organic anion transporter family member 1B1-like
Exons: 15
Coding region: 78-2183 (701 amino acids)
Biological process (GO): transmembrane transport; sodium-independent organic anion transport
Cellular component (GO): membrane
Molecular function (GO): protein binding
Source: RefSeq, a predicted model, not a curated record
GCAACAGGAAAAGGGGUGGAUGUACCAUUGCUGAAGUUGAAUUCUAAGUCUAGGUAAUAACUUCAAGACAAGAAGACAUGGCAGCAAAAGCAGAUCUCUCAGAUUCCAGGAAGGACUCAAAUCAAUGUUCAACAGAUGUACAGUCAUCAGUCAAGAAGAAAACUAAGUGUAGCAAUGGCUUGAAGAUGUUCAUGAUAGCCCUGUCAUUCAGUUGGAUUUGCAAAGCACUUGCAGCAGUUGUUAUGAAAGCUUCCAUCACUCAGAUAGAAAGAAGAUUUGGCAUGACAUCAUCUGAAGCUGGUUUAAUUGAUGGAAGCUUUGAAAUAGGCAAUUUACUGGUGAUAACGCUGGUAAGUCAUUUUGGAGCCAAAUCACACAUUCCACGGAUAAUUGGAACUGGGUGUUUAAUUAUGGGAAUUGGAAGUAUUUUAACUGCAUCACCUCACUUCUUCAUGGAACAUUACAAGUAUGACUCAACAUUAAAUGGUAAGCCCCUUGAGAACUCAACAGCCAUCUACACUCCUUGCUCAACUGAUCUCAAUUCAACUAGCAAUAACAAAUCAUCUGUACUAUUAGAGUCAGGUUGCAAAAAUGAAUCUGCUUUACCCAUGUGGAUAUACGUGCUGAUGGGAAACAUGUUACGUGGGAUUGGGGAAAGUCCAAUUACACCCCUGGGAAUCACAUACAUUGAUAAUUUUGCUAAUGAAGGACAUUCUGCUUUUUACAUAGGCAUUUUGCAUUCAUUGGCAGUGAUUGGCCUAGCAACAGGUUUUCUUCUGGCAUCAUUAUGUAUAAAACUGUAUGUGGACAUUGGAUAUGUAGACCUAAGUACUAUAACAAUAAAGCCAAUUGAUUCCCGUUGGGUUGGUGCUUGGUGGCUUGGCUUUCUCAUAGUGGGAAUCCUUAGUAUUGCUGCUGGUAUACCAUUCUUUUUCAUUCCUAAGAGUCUGGAGAAACCAACAAACAAAAGGAAAAUCUCUGCAUCUUUGGAUAUAUCUAGUACCAAAGAAAAUAGAAGCCGGAGGACAAAUUGUAAAAAUCCGGUGCAAACAAAGGAGUCUAAAAAUUUGACAGGUUUUUUCCUCUCCUUGAAAUGUAUCCUUAGUAACUGGAUGUACUUGAUCUACUUGAUUUCAUCAUUGUUUACCUUUAGUAGCUUUAUUGGCUAUAUUACUUAUCUGUCAAAAUAUUUAGAACAGCACUUUGACCAGUCAAUGUCUAAAUUGAACCUUUUACUUGGAAUAAUAGCAAUGCCUACAGUUAGUAUUUCAGUUUUCUUGGGAGGAUUUAUUUCUAGAAAAUUAAAAUUGAAAACCCUUGGAAUUGCCAAACUAUUCUUCAUUUCUCAUAUUUGUGCUAUCACUUUGAAAGCCAUGCUUCCGUCAUUCAACUGUGAAAGAAGACUAGUAGCUGGCUUAACGGUAACUUAUGAUGGGAGUGACCAAGAGACCCAUCCUCAAAACAUCCCAUCUUCUUUCUGCAACUCAGACUGUAAUUGUGAUCCCAUUCUAUGGGAUCCUGUCUGUGGGGACAAUGGACUCACUUACAUGUCCCCCUGUUUGGCUGGAUGUAAAUCUUCAGUAGGCCAUGGAAAGGACUUGGUCUUUCAUAACUGUAGCUGUAUUGAAGCUAAUCAUUUCCAGUCCAGAAAAGCCUCAGCUCAUUUGGGCCAAUGCUCAAGGACAGAUGAUUGUUCAAGAAAGUUUAUUUAUUUUAUGACAAUGCAAACUUUGAGCUCUUUCUUUUUUGGAUUAGGAGGUUCCCCUAAAAUUAUGCUGGCUUUUAAGAAUGUUGAGCCUGAACUGAAAUCACUUGCACUGGGUCUUCAUUUCCUGGUUUUACGAGCAAUAGGAGGAAUUCUAGCUCCCAUUUAUUUUGGAGCAGCAAUAGAUUCAUCAUGUUUGAAAUGGGCCACCAAUAACUGUGGAGAUAAAGGAGCUUGUAGAAUGUAUGAUUCCAUAUCAUAUAGAAAUAUCUUCUUUUCCUUGUGUUUAGGGUUACAUGUACCAGUGAUCAUCUUAAAUAUCAUAUUAUUCAUGAUUAUGAAGAAAAAAUAUGGAGAAAACAAUGGAUCUUCUAAUAGUGGGGAAAUAGAUGUGGAUGAAUCAAACCUUAAAGAGCCUUUAAACAAUAACAUACAGUUUGAAGCUUCUGCUCAUGAGGACAGUGAAACACACAUUUAAAAAAUAUUGUACUACUAUUUGUUCACAACCAAGAUUUCUUUGCUGCCUUUUUUAAUGAGGUCCAAAAGCAUCAGGAAUCAAAAUGUCAGCUAGGAGCAGAUAUUCGAUUCAGUUACAAUGCUCUUGUUGAGCUGAAACCAUCUAUUCCUCUUCACUGAGAAUACCUGCACUUUUUUCUCAUAGAACAAUAAUUAUGGAUAUGGAAGUGAUAAUGACACAAAACCUAAAUAAAAAAGAGGUGGUGGAACAUG